This is a messenger RNA of Penaeus monodon (black tiger shrimp), 1603 nucleotides long. Its product is annotated as glutamate-gated chloride channel alpha-like. NCBI's taxonomy places the organism in Eukaryota, Metazoa, Arthropoda, Malacostraca, Decapoda, Penaeidae. Gene Ontology annotation, molecular function: chloride channel activity; extracellular ligand-gated monoatomic ion channel activity; protein binding. Gene Ontology annotation, biological process: chloride transmembrane transport; nervous system process; chemical synaptic transmission. The record is from RefSeq and is a predicted model, not a curated record. The transcript is spliced from 7 exons. Gene Ontology annotation, cellular component: neuron projection; membrane; synapse. Bases 1 to 1584 code for a protein of 527 amino acids.
AUGUACUACCUGGACCUGGUUCCUUCGCCGCUGUCGUUCCGCGGCUACGGCGAGUACGCGGUGCGGCAGGACGCGGAGGGCGCGUGGGCGUGGUCCAACAUCAUCACCAACACCACCAUGGCGACGCUCAGCCAGGAGGACGUCGACCUCAACUACCCCGUCGGGAGGCUCACCUGGAACCUGCAGAACCCAGUGUGCCAUCAGGAAGCGGGCCGUCGUGUGCUGACGUUGUCCUCGUGCACUGUCAGCCAGUUCACUUGCUCCGAUGGCUCCUGCGUCGACUUCGCCAAGCGCUGCGACCUCAAGUUCGACUGCGACGACAAGACGGAUGAGAGCGAUUGCGACAUCAUCAAUUUCCCGAAGGAUUACAGGUCCAAGUUGCCGCCCAGACCAGCCUCCGACUCGUCCCUUCCGAUCUCCCUCAACGUGACGAUGGACACCCUCAACAUCGACACCACCACCAUGCUGCUCUCCGUCAGCUACAACCUCCGCAUGACUUGGCUCGACAACCGACUCACCUACAACAACCUCAAGAACAUGACGCGACUCAACACGGUGUCGCUGAAGCAGGUGGAGGGUCUGUGGCGGCCGCGCCUCGGCUUCAUCAACACGGACGACAUCCAGAACACGGCGGUCGACGCGGACGCCGUCACGAUGAUCAUCAAGCUCGACCAGAGCUUCGCGCCCGACCUCUCCAACCCUUACGAAGUCGAGAUCUACCGAGGCGACACCAACCCCGUCUCGACCAUCAGGAAGUAUAGCACUGUCUACACCUGCAACUUCGACCUGGUCCUCUAUCCCUUCGAUAUCCAGAACUGCUACAUGGUGCUGCAGGUUCUCUCGGCGUCAUCGGACUACCUUAUUUACGACGCUGGUGGUUCCUCGGUGGAGUACCUCGGGCCGACGCUGCUGGUGGAGUACGGCAUCGGGAGGAUCGACCUGCAGGUGGACAACGCGACGCAGUACGCCGUGGCGCGCGUGCGCAUCGAGCUGAUCCGCCGCUACGGCUACGCGAUGCUCAACAUCUACAUCCCUUCGCUCACGCUGCUCAUCAUCAGCUACGUCACGCUCUUCUUCCGCCCCUCCAUCUUCGAGGUGCGCGUGAUGACGGCGCUGACGUCGCUGCUGGUGCUGGCCACGCUCUUCACGCAGGUGUCCGCCUCGCUGCCCAAGACGUCCUACUUCAAGAUGGUCGACAUCUGGCUCCUCUUCUGCAUCGUCCUCAUCUUCUUCAUCAUCCUCUUCCACACCGUCAUCGACCGUUACGUGGAUUACUCGGCCUACUUCGGGGCUGCCGCCGGUUUCAAGGAGGGAACGUGGCUCAGGCCUCUUUCGGGGAGCAGAGGCGCGUCCACGAUCAAAGUCCUGCCGGCGGACCUGGAGGACGCUCAAUCCCUCGCCGGCAGCGGGAGGAGGGGGAGCGGGACGUCUUGGCAAGACAAGCUGAGGAACUUCUCCGUCGAUCUCGACUUCUGCCUCAACUUCUCCAAGGCCUCCACCUUCUCCAUGUUCCUCCUGUUCAACCUGGUCUACUGGGGAAAGCUGGCCGCCGGCUCCGGCCUCGUCUACUACCUGUACAACUGAGAGGAUGAGGGAGCGGAGU